Messenger RNA from Suricata suricatta (meerkat), 9272 nucleotides. RefSeq names its product UHRF1 binding protein 1 (gene BLTP3A). The coding region runs from base 238 to 4569 and encodes 1443 amino acids. Gene Ontology annotation, molecular function: histone deacetylase binding. Lineage: Eukaryota; Metazoa; Chordata; Mammalia; Carnivora; Herpestidae. The transcript is spliced from 21 exons. The record is from RefSeq and is a predicted model, not a curated record.
AACCGGGCUGGCAGCGCGCGAUCUCCGUGUCCCUCCGGGCUGGCUACCGCGGCGCCGCGCGGGUGGGUGGGAUAGUGGCGGAGCUGCCGGCGCCGGGGCAGGGGCCGGAGAGCUCCAUGGCGGCGGCUGCGACGGCGGCAUCCGGUCCCCGCAACGCGGCGAGUUGAGGGGCCGCCUCUUCACGACUGAGGAGGCCACAGCUGCCCGCCUGCCUUCCACGCGGGCCGCGCCUCCGGCAUGGCCGGGAUCAUUAAGAAGCAGAUCCUGAAGCACCUGUCCCGGUUCACCAAGAAUCUUUCCCCGGACAAAAUCAAUUUGAGCACUCUGAAAGGGGAGGGUCAGCUGACUAACCUGGAGCUAGAUGAAGAGGUUCUACAGAAUGUGCUGGAGCUGCCCACAUGGUUAGCCAUCACUCGGGUCUACUGCAACAGAGCCUCCAUCCGGAUCCAGUGGACAAAGUUGAAGACACACCCCAUAUGUUUGUGUCUGGAUAAGGUAGAGGUGGAGAUGAAGACAUGUGAGGAGCCUCGGCCCCCCAAUGGACAGUCUCCCAUUGCCCUCGCUUCAGGACAGAGUGAGUACGGCUUUGCCGAGAAGGUGGUGGAGGGAAUGUUCAUCAUCGUCAAUUCCAUCACCAUCAAGAUUCACUCCAAGGCCUUCCAUGCUUCUUUUGAAUUGUGGCAGCUCCAGGGCUACAGUGUCAACCCCAACUGGCAGCAGAGUGACCUCCGCCUCACCCGCAUCACUGACCCCCGCCGAGGAGAGGUUUUAACAUUUAAGGAAAUAACUUGGCAAACACUUCGGAUUGAGGCAGAUGCUACAGACAAUGGUGAUCAGGACCCAGUCACCACUCCAUUGAGGCUUAUUACCAACCAAGGCAGGAUCCAAAUAGCCCUCAAGAGAAGAACCAAAGAUUGCAAUGUGGUAGCCUCCAAGCUGAUGUUCCUGUUGGAUGACCUGCUCUGGGUGCUAACUGACUCUCAGCUCAAGGCAAUGAUGAAGUAUGCAGAGUCGCUGAGUGAGGCCAUGGAGAAGUCAGCCCAGCAGAGGAAGAGUCUGGCCCCUGAGCCUGUACAGAUCACUCCACCUGCUCCCAGUGCCCAGCAGUCCUGGGCCCAGGCAUUUGGUGGCAGCCAAGGCAGCAGCAACAGCAGCAGUAGCCGCCUCAGCCAGUACUUUGAGAAAUUUGAUGUGAAAGAGUCCUCCUACCAUCUGCUCAUCUCCCGCCUGGACCUGCACAUUUGUGACGAUAGCCAGUCCCGAGAGCCAGGUGUCUCUGCAAACAGACUCACGGGUGGUGCAAUGCAGCUUACCUUCCGCAAGAUGGCAUUUGACUAUUACCCCUUCCACUGGGCAGGUGACAGCUGCAAACAUUGGGUACGGCACUGUGAGGCCAUGGAGACCCGGGUCCAGUGGGCACAGAAGCUAGUGAUGGAAUUUCAGAGUAAAAUGGAGAAGUGGCAUGAGGAGACGGGUCUCAAGCUGCCCUGGCACCUGGGGGCAGACUCUUCCUUCCGGAGGAAAGCAGGUUCUCUCUCCAGUCCGCAAAAGAACCCCCUUGAGAGAAGGCCCUCUCAGGGCCAACAGCCUGCCUUUCGGCCUCCAGCAUGGAAUCGCUUACGCUCUAGCUGCAUGGUAAUACGGGUGGAUGACUUGGACAUUCACCAGGUUUCUACAGCUGGACAACCAAGUAAGAAGCCAUCUACACUCCUUUCCUGCAGUCGGAAACUUCACAAGCUGCCCACUCAGGUCUCUGCCAUUCAUAUUGAGUUCACAGAGUAUUACUUCCCUGAUAAUCAGGAGCUUCCAGUUCCUUGUCCCAAUCUCUACAUUCAGUUAAACGGCCUGACAUUUACCGUGGAUCCUGUCAGCUUGCUCUGGGGAAACCUCUUCUGCCUGGAUUUAUACCGCAGCCUGGAGCAGUUCAAAGCUAUCUACAAGCUGGAAGAUUCAAGCCAGAAAGAUGAACACUUGGAUAUCCGACUGGAUGCCUUCUGGUUGAAGGUGAGCUUCCCGCUGGAGAAGAGAGAGCAGGCUGGGUUGCAUCGUCCUCAGGCCCUUGUCUUUUCUGCGUCAGGCAUGACUGCCACCAAUACACGUCAUGCCCCACAUUGUAGUUGUCUAGACCUCCAAAGUCUCUUCCGAGGUUUUGCGGCUGCUGAAUUCUUUCAUUCCAAUUAUGUUCACUUCCCCAAGGUUCCUGGUGGCUUUAGCCUUCUCCACAUGCUUUUCUUACAUCAUGCUUUCCAGAUGGAUUCCUGCCUUCCUCGGCCCAGUACCCACCCUCCCCAGAGGCCUAAGGCUUCCCAGGAUCUCUGGUCCAUUCACUGCACCCAGAUCUCCUUGGACUUUGAGGGAACAGAGAACUUCAAAGGCCAUACCUUGAAUUUUGUGGCCCCCUUCCCCUUGUCCAUUUGGGCCUGUCUACCUCUCCGCUGGCAGCAAGAUCAGGCACGUAAGCUCCUUUUGGCCACAGAAGGGAGGCUGAAACCAUCAGCCAGCUUUGGCAGUCCUGUCCAAUCUGAGGCCAUUGCCCCUGACACUGUGUCCCAUCAGAGGUCAAAGACUGAGCAUGAUUUGAAACGCCUGUCAGGCCUUACGGAAGUCAUGGAUAUUUUGCGAGAAGGCAGCAGUAGUGUGGACAACAGAGGGCCUCUGACUGAGCUGGAGGACGCAGCAGAUGUUCACAUGCUCGUACACUCCCCUGCGCAUGUCCGCGUGAGGCUCGACCAUUACCAGUACUUGGCUCUACUGCGCCUGAAGGAGGUGCUACAGGGUCUUCAAGAACAACUGACUAAGGAUACAGAGGCCAUGACUGGCUCUCCCCUGCAGGACCAGACAGCCUGCAUUGGGGUCCUCUUCCCCAGCGCUGAGGUGGCUCUGCUCAUGCAGCCUGCCCCUGGGACUGUUGAAGCUGACUCUGCCGGUUCAGAUACCACCAGCCUCAUAGAUUCAGAGUUGUCUCCUUCAGAGGAUAGGGAGCUGAAGUCUGAUGCCUCUUCAGACCAGGGUCCAGCCAGCCCUGAGAAGGUUCUGGAGGAUAGUGGCAUUGAAAAUCUGGAUGUAUCCCAGGAUAGGCCAUUGCCUCUCCAUAGCAAUGGGGAGCUACAGGAUUCAGAUCCUCUUGCACAGCAGGAGGCAGGGAAGGGCCACAAAGCAGUCGAUUCCUUACAGGCCAAGAGACUGAGCAGAGCUCAAGCAUCCACCUCACCGACUGUGUUAAAGCCCCCAGGUGGCAGGGACACCACCGAGAAUGGACAGGCUGAGCUCAUCCCCUUGAAGAACAUUGAGGGAGAAUUGUCAAGUGCUAUUCAUAUGACCAAGGAUGCCACAAAAGAGGCUCUACAUGCCACUAUGGGCCUCACCAAGGAAGCUGUGUCCCUGACUAAGGAUGCCUUCAGUCUGGGCAGAGACCGAAUGACCUCCACCAUGCACAAGAUGUUGUCCCUGCCCCCAGCCAAGGAGCCCAUGGCCAAAAUAGAUGAGGGUGCGGCAGCACCAUUGAGUGGAGGUGCUGCCCGACUCCGGUUUUUCUCCAUGAGGAGGACAGUGUCUCAGCAGUCAUUUGAUGGCAUCUCAUUGGAUAACAGUGGCCCUGAAGACCGGAUUUCGGUGGACAGUGAUGGCAGUGACAGCUUUGUGAUGCUCUUGGAGUCUGAGUCUGGUCCAGAAUCUCUUCCACCAGGAACUCUUCCAAAUGCCCUGGACAGUGCCGGUGUUCAAGGGAGCCCUGUUGUGGAUAGUUACGGCCAGGGGUCACCAGAGGCCAACAGUCUGGUCUCACCCAGUGGGGAAGACCUCAGUCUUCACCCGGUCUCCGUUCUGGUCCUGAAGGUGAAUGAGGUGUCUUUGGGGAUUGAGGUUCGUGGCGAAGAUCUGACUGUGGCCCUUCAGGCAGAGGAACUGACCCUCCAGCAGCUGGGGACUGUGGGACUAUGGCAGUUCCUGCAUGGACAGUGCUCAGGUACAAGGUUUCAGGAAUCCUCAAUGUUGAAGACUGACCACAUCAGGCCAGCAGUGGGCCUUCGCUUUGAGGCGGGGCCUGGCGCAGCUGUUCACUCCCCACUGGCCACACAAAAUGGCUUCCUGCAUUUCUUGCUUCAAGGCUGUGACCUUGAGCUGUUCACUUCGGUGCUCAAUGGCCUGGGGCCCUUCUUGGAGGAUGAAGAGAUCCCAGUGGUAGUUCCCAUGCAGAUUGAGCUCCUGCACUCCAGGAUCACCCUAAAGGAUGAUAUCCCGCCCAUCUAUCCAACAUCUCCAGGCGCUAUCCCCAUUACUCUAGCCAUGGAGCAUGUUGUACUGACACGGAGUGAUGAUGGCGUGUUCCACAUAAGCGCUGCUGCUGAGGACACACCAUCAGCUGAAGUACCUAAAAGUGAAAAGAAGCAGCUGCUCAAAGAACAGAUGUUUCUGGUGCCCACAGGAGAGUCUUUUGGAGACAAGGUGAAAGAAUUGCCUAACCUACAGAAGGAACUCAUAGAAACUAAACAAGCAUUGGCCAGUGCCAACCAGGAUAAAGAAAGACUGCUUCAGGAGAUCAGGAAAUAUAACCCGCUCUUUGAGCUCUGAUCACAGUGGGUCGCAGUGGCCACCUGUGCCAAGGAGAGAGGAGAUCACCAGCAACAGCACCACCUGCGACAGAAGGCACUGGCCAGCAUUGAGGCAGUCUGCUAAGGAUGCCAGAGGGACUGGGGGGUGCUCAACUCACUCCUUGUGGUGUCCUUUCUACUAGCUGUUGUGACUUGGGUAGAAGACAGGGCAAAGUAAGACCCAGUUCUAGGAAAUCAGGGGCAGCUUUGUGCAUGGCUCACACAUGUCUUGCCUGUAUAAAAGCCUUUUGCCCCUCUGCACACUAGGUGGAAUCUUGUCAACACUUAGGGCCAUUUCACCACCUGAUUUCAUGGCAGAGACAUUUGUUUCCUCUACAGCCUGUGUGAACAAGAGAAGGUACCCAUGUCCUCAGUCACCCACAGAGCCACCAAAGAUUCUAUGUCCCAGAGCUUCCUGUAGCAGACCUGAGAAGUCCUUGGCCUGAGCUUUGGCCAUAGUAAUAGAGUAGAAAGGAAAUAGCCAGCAAGGUGGGAGCCAGGAGAGGCACAAGAAUAAGGGAGACCUGGAUGCUGCCUUUUUUGGAAAGGGAGACAAGCUCAUACCAUCUCGGCUGAUACUACAAUCAGGUUUUUCAGGGUUAAGCUUCUUUUCUGUUAUACUUUCAUCAUUGUGAUGCUGUGGUAGAAAGUAAACAAUAGUAGUGGCUCAGUUUUAUCAUCUUCCCCUUCUAUAACAUAACUUAUUUGAAAUUUAUAUCAAGAAAAAAUAUUCACUGAGCUAGGUUGAAGGUAUGAUGUGGUAAGAAUCACCAAGGGAACUUGAUCCUAACCCCCCUGUUGCCUGCCUAGAGCCCUGCCUCUCCUCCACACUGUGCUUCAGAAGUUGUUUCCUUCGUCUCCCUGGGCUCCCGGCCACGUGUGCUCUCCAGGCACUGGGACUUCCUACCAGCACUCUCCUUUGAAUUUGGUGGUUUGGGAGCUGAGGAUGUGUGUUAAACUGUAACAUAAACAUCUCAGCCUGUUGUCUCUCCUACCCCUCUAUCACUGUGGCUUUUUAAAAUUAUGCAAGUUUGACCUAAGUAAAAAACAAAACAAAACAAAACCCUUCAACUUAGCUAGGUUUCCCCUUGCCCCAUAAAAGAACUAUUUCCCCCUCUUUCUUUCCUGCCUACUUCUUCUGCAGCACUCUACCUUCAUCCAUACUGCUGCGUAACACACUUCAGGCUGUGUUGGUUGGACAAGAGUCCAUCAGUUAACUCACCUUGAAUUGGCAAGAUGGUAAAAUAGUUUUUUAGUAAUGUUACUAAAAUCUUAAUCACACAUGACCUAUUAGAGGAAAGAUAAAAUGUUCUCCUUUUUGGGAAAUCAUGUCUGACUUGCAUAUUCUAGUUUUUUGAGGAUAAAAAGAAACAUGCAUUCAAGAAGGAGCAAGAUAUAAUUUGUUCAGACUUCCAAGGAACCUUUGUCAAGGUUCGUCACUAAAGCAAUUUUAAAAGCACCAGUUAUUAUGAGAUACGAGAAUAUUUUGUCAUGGUUAGGAAACAACUUAGAGACUUAAGAAUAAACAUCUUUCUGGAGAAAAUGCUAAUGGGAAGUUUCCUAUGGGUCAACGCUUGGUUUAACCUUAAGAUUUUUAUAAAUAAUCUGAGGGCAGAGUAUUAUAAUGCAGUCAAGUGUCCCUUCUUCCAGGCAAUAAGAGGUAAACCAGAAGGGACUUAAAACAAUAACAAAAAAACACAAAAAACCAAAGAACCCACAGAAGGCCCAUACGCCAGCCUGUGACCACACAGGAAAAUGACAGGUGAGGUUGUCUAGGUGAGUGUAAAGUAAAGUACUUACCAGCAACCAGGGGGGCAGCAAGCUGUUAGAACUCAGCAAAGACACCUAACCGCUGCUGAGGGGAAGGAGGAUCAGUGUGCUGCUGUGGCUCAGAACCCAACUGCAUCAUCAGGAAAGGCACAUGGAGACAAUACAGAAAACAGGACCUCAUACAAAACCAUUUUAAUGGCUUAAAUUAUCUGUGCAUUUCUAGUGACCUUAUUUACAAAAUACAUGGUGAAGGGAGGAAAGGUCUAGAGAAUAGCAAAAUUUAUCAGAGGGUGGAGAUACUUCCACAUAAGUACGCAUUUAAAAUGUUGGCUCUAACUCUGGAAAGAUGAAGACUAAGUGUGAGAUCAGAUAUGCAGUCAGGAGGAAGGAUGUGCUCACCAAGUCCUGAAAUACUAGCUCUCGGGCUCAACUUCAUAGCCUUAGGUACAAGAAGGCACUUCUCGUAGCCAGUCAGGAACUUAAGGAGCCCAUUGUCCAAGAAGCGGUGCUGGCAGAAUCGAUGUAUGGGUGCUGAAGGUUUAAGAGCAAUCCUGGUAUGAUGGCCUUCCAAAGGAAUUCUGGAAAACUGGGGCUAUUUGGUGAACUACAACUGAGAGGGUAACCGUGUCCUUCGACUGACUCCCCCUUAGUGCUUCUGCCCCUUUGGAAGGCAUAAUAGUGAGCAAAAUGGAUCACUAGUUCUCUCAAGUAUGGCCUUUUAAUGUUCUUAGAGGAGGGAGAUCCAGUAGCUGGAAAAUGGAAUCAUUCAACCUUAGGCUCACCUGAAUUGUUUAAAAUCAUAUUCUGAUUCUCUUCCCUUCUUCCCCUCCCCCACCCACUAUGUCCCUCUGGCAUCCCUCCAUGCAAAGAAAAUGCCUAAUAGGUAUUGCUUGGAAUACCUUCACCUUAAGCUUGUACUUGCUGGUAGGCAGUAGAAACAAUUCUGGCAAGCAUCAAGGCUAACCGCUAUAGUGGCCAGAGUUCAGUCAGCCUUCUGGGCUCUGGAGUUCUCAUAGAUGUGACAAACGGAACCCUAGAAUUUCUGACUUAUGUGGCGGCUUUGGCUAUUGUCUUGAAAUCCUCCUGCAGGAAAUGUGGAGGGGUUCAUUGUCCCAUGAAAUUUUAGUAACAACUUGUAUAACUUCAUACUCCUAUUCACUGGGGGAAAGAAGACGUUCAUAAUGAAGAAAUGUGAACUGGUUGGGAGUCCUCAGGGUAAAUGUAGAGAAAAAAAAUGGAAGGAAAACAAUAGUGCUUUGGACUGCUUAUGAUUUCUGCCUUGGAGCUCUAAGACUCUGUGAACAAGAAAUAAUACCUCAAGAAAAUGUCUGGAGUGAUAGCACCAUAUCACUCAAAGACUUCAGCUGCUGCACAUCGCCAUUUCAGCUGUGAAGCAUUUUCAACUAUGUAUCAUCUAUGAUUGUCUAGAUUUCCUGUUUACAUGGAUGUGCUGGAGACGGGCUUUAGUGCAUAGGGACUAGUUUUAAUGUCUCUGAGCUGAGCUGCAGGGAUGAUUAUCAAUCUCAAGUUUGUUUCAUCUCACUGGAAUAAUUAACCUCAUUUCUUUGACUUAAGACAGAAGGAAUGGGUUCUGUUUUUGUGAUGGCUGCUUUUGCUGUAUUAUUUAAUCUGCCCCCCCACCCCCAUUUUGCCAUGGGCCUCAAACUUUAUGCACCCUUUUCAUAGUUCUGAAAGGAAUGGUUUCUGUGAAUGGAAUAUACAGGGGUAAACACUACCCCUCACAUACCCCAUAAUUUAAAUGCUUCCUUUUAACCCAUUUACAUUAGUUGCCCCUUAGACUAGUUCAGGGGUGGUAGGAAGCAGGUGGUUUGAAGUAUUCCCAUAGUGACGUGGGAAUUUGCCAUUCCAAACCUUAACACCAAGAGUUCGUUUUUUUCUCAUUUAGUAUUUGCGUAAACUUCUAGAAUCAGUUAUAGGAACAUUAUAGGCAAUGCUAGUAGAAUGACAUUUGGUUGAGAGCUGCAAAAGCUGUCAUUGCCUUGUGAUUUACCAUAGUCUUACUCUUUCAAGAGAAGCUGGUGUGAUGUGCUGUCCUUCCAGAGACUAUGGCCUCACCCAGAUCUUCCCCCACUUUCUACUAGAAUAGCAAUAUCCCCAUUCACCUCUGGGUAGGUAUGGAUAGUAGCCAGUAGCUAUUGUUGAGAGGGGUGUAUUUUCCCCGUCUCUUACAACAGACGCAAGGAGACGCACUCUUGGAGAACCUUAAACUGUGAGGCUUUGCUAAGUGGCCAGCCUGGGAUGUGAUCGAUCUCCCUUGUUUAUAAGUUUCAGCCUUAUCCAAUAUCUCAAAUUGAAAUUGCUGUGUUUCCUAGAACUGUUAAAAAAUAUUCCUGUUAGAGCUGAGAGACUAUUUGCUUUUCUUUCCUUCCCCCAGUUUAUUAGUUUUUGGUCAAGAUUUAGCCUGAGUCUUAACAACAUUUCUUUGUGGAAUGCCCCACUGAAGUGUCUUCUUCACUGGCUAAAUAUAUGUUUAAAGCCAUGGGUUUUAAUAUAAGAUACUAAAAGUUAGAUUUGCUCAACGUUGUGAGUCCAAGCUGUUUCUCCCCCCGCCCCCGCAUCAGGGUGCUGAACAGAAUUGGAAUCUUUUAAGACAUGCUCAGGAAAGCUUCAAGAGAGAACAGCUUCAAAACCCUUCUUCCUAGGACACUGAAUGAGAGAGGAGAGAUUCUUGGGGAUUCCCAGUUAUACACAGUAGCCUUAUUACUGCUAAUCACUGUCAAUAAAAGGUCACUCCAUUCCCCUCUCUUUGAGGAAAACAAAGAGAAUGUAUCUGAUGAACUGGAAUACUGGUCAGUAUUGGGAAAUUUUAAUGUUGCAUUAUCUAAUCAAACCUUGAGUGUACUGGUUCUGUGAACCACCUGAAAAAAAUCAAAUUAAACUUACUAAACAUCG